AUGAUUGACGGGGACUCCAGACUAUCGCAGCGGGGUGCUCCUCUCGUCGGCGAACCUCCAAGAGAGCGCGAGGCUCUCUUCUUCCACCGCGCGUCCAGACGAAUCGUUAAAAAGGAGCGGAGAACGUGUCUACUGUGCAGGAACGACCUAGAGGCGGCCGAGCACAAAGGGAAGAAGCAAAGACAAGGUAGUUUGUUGGGGAGCCGCUUAAAGGGAACCAACACGAGCUACUUGUUUGCACUAAAGGGGGCCGGUCACCCACGUAACGUUUACACGAGCCAACACGGGAGCCAAACCGCUUAUCGUUCACCGAUGCUGCCGCUGUUUAUCGUUAUUAAAAUAAACUUCGCUCCGUUCCAGGGUUUCAAAGGCUUAACGGCUUAACGCUUACACGACACUUGUUCACUGCCCCUUUUCUUCUUCUUUUUUUUUUUCCCCAAGCUGUAAGUAGCCCGUGAUCUCGAAACGAGACCCCUAAUGCUAUUUACAUCGU
Molecule: messenger RNA, 493 nt
Organism: Ceratina calcarata
Lineage: Eukaryota; Metazoa; Arthropoda; Insecta; Hymenoptera; Apidae
Exons: 3
Coding region: 1-384 (127 amino acids)
Source: RefSeq, a predicted model, not a curated record